Trypanosoma brucei brucei TREU927 is the source of this 2403-nucleotide messenger RNA. RefSeq names its product intraflagellar transport protein IFT88, putative. The transcript has a single exon. The record is from RefSeq and is a predicted model, not a curated record. Gene Ontology annotation, biological process: intraciliary transport; non-motile cilium assembly. Gene Ontology annotation, cellular component: non-motile cilium; ciliary base; centriole. The coding region runs from base 1 to 2403 and encodes 800 amino acids. NCBI's taxonomy places the organism in Eukaryota, Euglenozoa, Kinetoplastea, Trypanosomatida, Trypanosomatidae. Gene Ontology annotation, molecular function: kinesin binding.
AUGGACUUACAACAGGGUGACGGCAUGGAGGAAGAUAUUUAUGCUUCAUUUGAACCGGAGAUGCAAGAUGCGUUCGGUGACAUGGCGCAGGGCGGGACUCAGGGCUUCCCACGAGGCAUGCCAGCUGGUGCCAAUGGAGGUCCUGGAGGAGUGAAGAACCCGCUCAUGCAGGCGCCUCCGUCAAAGUGGGGUGGAGAGAGCGGUGGCUCAGCGUGGGGCGUUCCCGGUAGCCGCUUAGAAAACUUUGGCGGAGCUGCGGCCCGACCCAUGACGUCCAACCGCGGAGUUGGCUUUAAUGCAGCGAAGGGACGCAAUGUUAAUGGUGCAGUGUUUGACCCAACAGGACAGGGCCGUACGGCAAUGGCAAUGGGGCCGGCACCACCACUCAAGAAGCGGGGGGAGAACAGCCCCGAGGAGCAGUGCGUGGAAAUUGAAAAAAUGACGCACAAACUCAUUGAGGAGAGCGCUGUAUUGGCACUGCGCAAAGACUACGGAGGCGCAUUAGAGAAGGCGAAAGAAGCCGGUAAGAAGGAGCGCUUCCUCUGCAAGCAGCGUGAGAACUUGGGCCUUGCGGAUCAAAUCAACUCUGACCUCACUUACGCCGUGCACUUUAACCUAGCGGUUCAGUACCAGAACCACCAAAUGUAUACCGAGGCACUGAACACAUAUAAUUUAAUUAUCCGCAAUCUGCAGUUUCCAUAUGCUUCACGGCUUCGGGUAAAUAUGGGAAAUAUUUACGCCGCACAAAAUAAGUAUUUGCUUGCCAUUAAAAUGUACCGAAUGACGUUGGACGAGACUCCGUCGGCUUCCAAGGAACUGCGCUAUAAACUUAUGAGAAACGUUGGCAAUGCGUUUGUGAAACUUGGGCAGUAUCGCGAUGCGGUGAGCAGUUACGAAGCCAUUAUGGAAGGGAACGGUGACAUCGACGCGGCCUUUAACCUCCUUUUGUGUUACUAUGCAUUGGGUGAAACCGAGCGGAUGAAGCGGACAUUCCAGAAGAUGUUAACAUUUAAAACACUCGGUGCGGAAGGGGAAGACGAAAUCGAGGAGGGGGAAAAGGAUGUUCUCGUAGACGACUCUUUGCGGGAGAAGAUUAAGGAGGAACGUACACACUUUCUUUACUGUAUUAUGACGGCUGCUCGGUUGAUUGCCCCCGUCAUCGAAAAGGAUUGGCGUGCUGGGUAUGAUUACUUAAUUGAACGUCUCCGCCAUUACGAGAUGCGUGACUCCUCGUCGCAUUUGGCAAGUGAAUUGGAGAUGUGCAAAUGCCUCUACUACCUGAAGCAUAACAGUUACAAGGAAGCUACCGAGGGACUGAAGGCUUUCGAGAAGAAGGAUAAGUUACUGCGGGCGCGAGCGGCAACGAAUUUAGCAUACUUGUACUUCCUGGAAGGGGAUUAUGAAAGUGGCGAGAGGUAUAGCGAUAUGAGUCUUGAAGCAAACCGUUACAAUGCAAGAGCGCUUGUUAACAAGGGAAAUUUCUUCUUCAUCAAAGCUGAUUAUGAAAAGGCACGAACUUACUACAAUGAUGCGCUUGCCGUUGAGGCCGACAACAUUGAAGCUAUAUAUAACCUCGGACUCACAGCGAAGCGGCUUGGCUUGUACGAGGAAGCCUUGAAGAUGUUCAAGCGGGGCCAGUCGCUAGUUGAUAGCCAUGAAAUUGUAUAUCAGAUUGCUGAUAUCAGCGAUCUAGUGAGCAGUCCUGCCACCUCUGAGUGGUUUAAUAGGCUUGUUGGCCGUGUUCCGACCGAUCCUAAUAUUUUGGCACGUAUGGGUUCCCUCUACGCUCGCGAAGGGGACGACAGUCAAGCGUUCCAUUAUUAUUUGGAGGCUUAUCGCUACUUCCAGGUGAAUAUGGAUGUUAUCUCUUGGCUUGGUGCUUACUUUGUGAAGAAUGAGGUGUACGACAAGGCCAUUCAAUUCUUUGAGCGUGCCUCACAAAUUCAACCACAGGAGGUGAAGUGGCAACUCAUGGUCGCCUCGUGUCAUCGCCGCCGCGGAGAUUACGUGCAGGCCAAGCGACUCUACGAGGCGCUUCACCGUAAGUACCCGGAGAACCUUGAGUGCUUGCGGUAUCUGGUUCACCUAUGUAAGGAUGCUGGUUUGAUCGAUGAAGCAAAUGAGUGGUUCAUGAAAGUAAAGAAAUUAGAAGAGCGCCGCCAGGUGGAAGACAGUGCCGUGAGUGGCGGCGCUGACGACGAUGACGGUGCAAAGACGGUUUCACCCACUAGCGCGGCCCCCGGUGCAGCCACCGCCGGACGACGCGCAACAGUUGGGCUGGGCGAUAAGUCGACCUUGUCAGGUGCCGAUGAGGACGACAUCGUGGGUGAGUCGCAGUCCUCGGUGGCCCGAAAAAAGGCGGUGCAAAGCAGUGGAGAUGAAAUUGACCUCCCGGGAAUAUAG